Messenger RNA from Rosa chinensis, 822 nucleotides. Its product is annotated as ubiquitin-conjugating enzyme E2-17 kDa. Gene Ontology annotation, cellular component: nucleus. The record is from RefSeq and is a predicted model, not a curated record. Gene Ontology annotation, molecular function: ubiquitin conjugating enzyme activity. NCBI's taxonomy places the organism in Eukaryota, Viridiplantae, Streptophyta, Magnoliopsida, Rosales, Rosaceae. The transcript has 5 exons. Bases 156 to 602 code for a protein of 148 amino acids. Gene Ontology annotation, biological process: protein polyubiquitination.
UUUUUUUUUUUUGGUGCCCCCCUUUAUGUUUUUUCUACAUAAACCCAAACCCUUUUUAUUUCUCUCUCAUUUUAUCUAUCUCAAGCUCAGUCGGAGAAUCCCUCUCUCUAAAAACCAGCACAGAAAACCCUAGUGCCGGGGUUUAGGAGUUUGCCAUGGCUUCGAAGCGGAUCAGCAAGGAGUUGAAGGACCUGCAGAAAGACCCGCCAGCUUCCUGCAGUGCUGGUCCUGUUGCUGAGGAUAUGUUCCAUUGGCAAGCUACGAUUAUGGGUCCAGCCGACAGCCCAUUUGCUGGGGGUGUUUUCCUUGUAUCCAUUCACUUCCCACCUGAUUACCCUUUCAAGCCACCUAAGGUUGCUUUCCGGACAAAAGUGUACCAUCCCAACAUUAAUAGCAAUGGUAGUAUCUGCCUUGACAUCCUCAAAGAGCAGUGGAGCCCUGCUCUGACCAUUUCCAAGGUCCUUCUCUCCAUAUGCUCACUGCUGACAGAUCCAAACCCAGAUGAUCCUCUGGUGCCUGAGAUUGCUCACAUGUACAAGACUGAUAGAGUCAAGUAUGAGACUACUGCUCGAUCCUGGACUCAGAAGUAUGCUAUGGGUUAGAGGCUCUUCUUCUGGCUGAUGAAUCUAUUAUGUUUUAUGAUCCUUAUAGUAAAUAAAUAGUUUUAAGUGGAAGUGAGUCUAAGAUGUUUGUUCUUCUUUGGGUCCGUGUUAUUGCCUCUUUGGCUUUGGUGGAUGUUUAUGUAGUCUCAUUAAUUAAGCGAAGACAAUGUUAUUUUCAAUAGGUGGUUAAAGUUGUUGAAAAUUUGAUGGAGAUUUUGUC